GACCCGCCACUUGAAGCAGAAAAUGACCCGAAUCUAUCAUCAGAAAUGGUUACAACUGAAGAGGGAAAGAAAUCAGUUCCAAAUAUUCCGGAAAAAAUUGAUGAAAAUCAAGGAGCUCAAGAAAGAGUUAAAUCUGAAGUUCCCCCAAACGAGAACAAAGUUGUAGCAACUAAUGGACCAAUAGGAGAAAAGCCAAGAAACGAGGAUUCAGAUUUCGAAAGGCUUCAAGAAGAUUUUGUUCUUAAACUGGUUGUAGACGAAGAAUUGCCUAAGCCAAGUAUGAAUAGCUUGGAAAUGGGAAGUAUACAUCCGCCUCCAAAUUUAGCUGUGCCACAAAUGCCCGACAAAUGGUUUUAUCAGGAUCCUCAGCAUGGUCCUGCUGCUGAAUUAACGAGAAACAUCAAAGACUUGCAUCUUGCAUGA
Messenger RNA from Leptinotarsa decemlineata (Colorado potato beetle), 423 nucleotides. RefSeq names its product GIGYF family protein Gyf (gene Gyf). Lineage: Eukaryota; Metazoa; Arthropoda; Insecta; Coleoptera; Chrysomelidae. The record is from RefSeq and is a predicted model, not a curated record. Gene Ontology annotation, cellular component: cytosol. Gene Ontology annotation, molecular function: protein binding.